UUUAACGUUCGUCAAAAGAAAAUAAUUUUUUCACACAUGGGAAUGCAUCCAUCAAAGUGUCCAGACUUCUAUCAACUCAGUGCCGAAUGUCAAAAACAGACAUUUAAAAUUUUUCAGUUGUCCAAAACGUAAAAUUUCAUUAUUUCCCAUUUCAAAUCAUUGUUCAUAUUUUCAUUUAAUCAUGAUAGAGUACCAUAAGACCAGAAAACUGGCUCAGAAAUAUAUUGGAUCUAAAUAUACUAUAAAUGUAAGUUAAUUCAAUAGGUAGUGAUUUUUUAAUUUUUUUAUUUGGCUUAUGGUAAUUCCAAAUUACAGUAGGCAUAAAAAUACCUAAUAAAUGAUUUAGGACUACUUUUCAAUCUCGGUCACCCGUAUCCCAUAUCUACUCGAAAAUCACAAAUUAAAAGGGCAGCGCGAGCAACAAACUGUAGGGAAGCAAAAACGUCGAUAUCUUUCGCCGCCCCUUUUAGGAACUCGCGCCGACUCCUCGUCGUCCCAAAUCUGCCGCCUCCACGCUCCACAUUAUCAGCCAUCACCAGAAACGAAAUCGAUAGCUUACCUAUUCUAUAUAAAAGCUCCAUGAUAAGUUGGUUGGAGCUGGGUAGGCUCAAAAAUCGUCCGAACUUCUGCAGUGCAGUGUGAAGUUUGAGGGUGCAUGAGACCAAUUUUUUUAGGUGCCGUGCAUUCUGCUGCACCAGGAUUUCAUCGACAUGCAGCCUCCUCCAAGGAAGGGAAAUUAUGUAAAGUUCUUAAAAAACCUCCACUCGGAGCAAAUCAACAAGCUGUUGAUGAAAAACCAGCACGAGUGUGACCUCUUAGAAGAUAUUCGUACGUUCACGAUAAAAAGAUCGGCCAUAGAAAAAUCCUAUUCCGAGGCAUUACUCAAAAUAUCUUCAGCUUAUCUGAAUAAGAAAAUUCCUAAUAUUCCUGAUAUUAAAGUAGAAGGUGGAGAUGAAAAAUGGAAUAUGUGGAGCGUCUGGCGUACGGUCCUAGAAGAAAAUGAAAAACUAGCAAGAGCAAGAUUAGCUGCCGUUGAAGUUUUCCAACAACAAAUCGCCGACGAUGCUAAAAUUCUUAGGGCGCAUAAAUUGCAGAUGUCAAAAAAGGUAGUUGACCAAUUAACGUUAGUUCAAAAAGAAGUACAAACAUGCGUACAAGACGUUGAUAAGACGAAAAAGCUGUAUUUCGACGAGGAGCAUACAGCACAUGAUGUCAGGGAUAAGGCUAGAGAUAUUGAGGAAAAACUGAAGAAAAAGAAAGGCUCAUUCUUCCAGUCCAUCACCUCUCUACAGAAAAACAGUCAAAAAGUCUCCUCAAAACGGGAGCAAUUAGAAGAAAAAUCAACAGGUGCCAGAAAUGAUUAUCUUCUUUGUCUUGCUGCGGCCAAUGCUCAUCAAACUAGGUAUUUUGUAAUUGAUCUCCAAUUGGGUAUGACCACAAUGGAAAGCGGAGUAUACGAUAAAGUAGCUGAAUAUUUAAGUUUAAUGGGCAGAACUGAACUUUUAACAUGUAAAGCACUGGAAAACUCAUUCACAACUCUGUUAAAUCAAGCUAAGCAACUCACAAGGGAGUACAAUUUACAGUGUUGUUACCUAUAUUAUCCUGUUUUAAAACAGCACAUUCAAUAUGAUUAUGAGCCUUGCGAUAAUGAUCCAAUAGACCACAUUACAGCAGAGCACGAAUCAGCUGCAGCCACUUUAAGUAAAGAGGCUCGAAGAUGGGCAACCAAAAUAGCCAGAGAAAAUAAUAAUGUUAAAGAAUACGUAAGGAAAGUUCAAUUGUAUAAUGCUUUGAGAGAAUCUGGGCAAAAGACUGAUCCGAACGAUCCGAACGGACCGGAUUUGGAAACCAAAAUCGAGGAAUUAAAGCAAAAUAUUCGAAAAGCCGAAACUUCAAAGGCCAAAGCGGAAGCGAGAAUAGAGUAUUUGCGAAAAGGCGGUGUGAACGUAGACGAAUGGCUGCAGGAAGCGGAAUCAUUGAAUGUUCAAGAUAUACAACGAUCUGCUAGUUCAUUAUCGGAUCAUCCAAGUUCUGAGUCGUUUUACGACAGUGAUUUUGGCGAUGGCGAACAAAUUACGGCACCAUUAGAGUCAAUGAAAAUGGAAAAGGAAGCAAUGAUUGAAGAUAUUCCAGAAGAUCAUUUUGAAAGCCAAGAGGUGGAGGCUGUAAUGGAGCAAGAAAGACAAAGAAUCGAACAACUAACAGCUGGAUGGGACGAUCCAACUCAAGUCGAUUGGGGAGGAGGUGGAGGAGAAGAAGAUGAAGCCUUAAUGGAAUCUGCUACAGAUGAAUAUAAUUCCGAAUCAACACAGCCUAGCGGGCCUCUAUUGAAAUGCACUGCACUUUAUUCAUAUACUGCCCAAAAUCCCGACGAAUUGACAAUUGUGGAAAAUGAACAACUGGAAGUAGUCGGCGAGGGCGACGGAGAUGGUUGGCUGAGAGCCAGAAACUACCGCGGAGAAGAAGGCUAUGUUCCUCAUAAUUAUCUGGACAUUGAGAGAGAGCAAUCGGCAACAACUCCCGGAUUACAAACGCAAAUAUCUUUCUCUUCUGUGGAUUAUACUGUGGAUAACGAAGAGGAAAAUCAGCCUCAGACAGAGACUACGCAAUCUCCCGAACAGAUAUCUGUAAUAUCGAUGCCUAUCCAAAAAACUACUAGUGGAAGCGAUGCGCCUGGAUCCUAUUGCGUAGCUUUGUACGAUUAUGACGGAGAAGGUGGCGAGGAGUUGACGUUUGAGGAAGGACAGAUUAUAAAAGUUUUAAGUAAAUGUGCUCAUAGUAUUGACGAUGGUUGGUGGCAAGGAGAAUUAGAAGGUCGAAUAGGCAAUUUUCCUUCGUUGGUAGUAGAAGAAUGCGAUGAAUAUGGAGAACCUUUAACAAAUGAAUGGGACGAAACGCCUCCUCAAUCAGCUCCACCCGUUUUCACGCCACCUGAUAUUCCGAAUUUUCUAAAGGAGCCGGCUGACGAUCAAACUCCCCCAUCAGUUGACUUUCCCCAACAGCCGGCUCCUGUCUUAGUCCUCAACGAAACGGAGGAAGAAAAGAUGGAGAUUAAAGAUAAAGAAGAAACCGAACAAAAUGAAAAUAGUGGCCCAUUUUCAAUGGUACUUACUCGGGACCAACACGACCAAUAUGGCACACAAUUCGACGAGGAAGCCGAGGACAUUCCAAAAAUCGGAAUUCCAAGUCUAGAAAUAAGUGAUGAGGAUGGAAAAGAAAUUGACCAAUCGUCAAGCAAUAAAGACGACGACAUGGGCCUCGGUGUAGCUCAAAUUGUUAUUACAGCAGCGACUCCCAUGAUAGAGGAGGCUGAAAAACCUUUUCCACCUCCAGAAGAUCCCCCAGUUAUAAUAAAUCAUCAGACCGAUGUCAUAGAAGAGGAAAACGAGGAAGAUUUCGAAGAAGAGGAAAAUUUGAUUCAAAAAUGCAAUGACGGUAUUAAUUGUGAAGACGAGGAGGACAAUGAAAGGAUGUUUGCUAAAAAAGGAGAAGAAACCGAAGAACCGAUCAUUGCAGAUUCGGGUUCAGGACAAUUUGUGAUAAGCAGCAGUACAGGAAGCGAUGGAGAAACAACUGGGCCUAGUACGGCGGAAAACUCGGUGAGUCAAGCUCCUGUGGACACUGACGCUCCUAAACAAGUAGUAGGCGGUAGAGCGAGUAUACCUGACGAGUUGGAGCCUCAUCAGUUGGCCAGAUUACAGGAUUUGAAAGAGUCGAAUGCCUAAGAAAAAAUGGAGAUUGUAUGUAGGAUUAAAAAUUGAUUACCCACCUAAUAUUUUGCAAAUACUGAAUGAGCGGAUUUAAGAAAAUAUGGCUUCAAAGAACAUUAUCGUCUAGGCGACAUGUAGAGGAAUUUGAUGAAAUAGAAUUUUUUGACUGAUCGAUAUGGGCUAAAAUAUACAGUUUGAUUGAAGAAGUAAAUAUGGUAAAUAUAUUGUAUAAUAAGCAUCAUCUUUUUGAUAAAUAUACGUACUUCUAUGAAUGUAAAUAAAUCUUGACAACUAACUGUUCUUUUUUUACCCUUCAAUCCUAGACUGUAUAUUUUCGAAAUAUCGCAUAUGUGUCGAAAAUUUGUUAUAGAAUGUAACAUUUAGGCUCUAGUGGGGCUUUUUGUUUGUAAACAUCAACAUUAUUUUCGAAUUUAAGAUUAAGGAUAGAUUGAAUUGGGCAAAAUAACACACAAAAAUCGCCUUUAUUUUUAAAAUAAUUUGUUUCUUAUGUCACAUUGACAUGUUAGUACAUAGGUACCUAUAUUUAUAGCGCUACAAAAAUAAAACCCACUUGAUAAUUAUAUAAAAAUGUUAACUAUAUUAUUAAGUUGUCUACAUAGGAAAGUUAUGUAAAGUUAGAUUAACUAACCGGUACACUAUUAUUGUCUGGUGUUUGAUUAUCAAUUUCAUUGAAAAUGGUUGAGAACCAGCGAAGAGACAAGAUUUGGCAAGAAAAAGUUCAAAACUAUAGACUGGACUGUGCUGUUUGUCAUCCGCAUAAGAAGGGGCUGAAGACCAAUUUCCUGGAAUAGAGGGAAAUUUGACUGUUUCAGUAAUAAGGGAAAGAGGGAUACUAUUCCGAUACCAUGUAAUGUUUUCAAUGCAAUUGACAUCUAAAAAGUUUUUACUAAAUAAUUAUUAUUGUAUAGAUAAAUAGAAAAUAAUAUAUGUAUUAUAAUUUUUUUGGAAAACGCGUAAUUUUCAGCAAUAAUAAUGAUAAUUUUCUUCAUGUUUUUAUAAAAAACAAAUUCCUACGUGUGCUCUUUAGUCUGUCUUGACCUUAUGUAUAGUAGUUUUUUUUUUGUUUUGUUAACUCCUGCAUACCUACUCAAAUACCUACCAGGAACCGGUGUGCUUAUUGUACAAAAAUGCUUUGGAAGACAAAAUAAAUUAUGAUACCUAUGUCUUCUUUCAGCGGUGCCUUCUUAUGUAAUAUGUUCAAAAACCUUUUAUCGGAAACUAACCAAUCGCGCUUCGUACAAAGUUUGUAAAUCGAUACCAAUUAGAUUUACAAUCUUGUAACUAAAUUUUCCCUCCACAAGAUAAAAAAAAAUUAGAACAUCUUGAUGUUUUAGUAAAUGGUGAAAAGUCGUGCAUCUUCCUCCCUCGUAUUGCUAAAAUGAGAAUGUCUGAUACGUUUCUGUUAAAUCAUCAAAUACUAUAGGUAUUGUAUAAAAUAAAUCAUUUAUGUAG
Messenger RNA from Ceutorhynchus assimilis (cabbage seed weevil), 5183 nucleotides. NCBI's taxonomy places the organism in Eukaryota, Metazoa, Arthropoda, Insecta, Coleoptera, Curculionidae. The record is from the annotation of a GenBank genome assembly.